AUGUGGGUUGUUUCGUUUUGGAUAUUUCCGGUCAUAUCGGCCUGCAUGUGGAUAGCGAUGCUGGUCGCAAUGCUGGGGCAUUGGGCUGUGGUUGGGUCCCCCAUCUACUCCAGCAUGGAACCCGGUCAGACGAUCGCAUACAUUUCGGACGUGGGAGCCCAGGAACUGAAACCGCUUUUCAUCGCCGGCAGCGUGGUCACCGUGGUGUUUUUGGAUCUCUCGUUCAUUGCCGAGCGAUGGCUACGUCAUGCGGGCCAAUUGGUCCCGAACAAGGGCGUGUUCGACAAGGCCUGCGCCAUCGGAUCGAUCUUUUUCUCAAUCGCCGGGGCUCUGGGACUGAUUCUCUUGUCUUGCUUUGACACCGUUCGGCAUCCACAUAAACAUGUGGGGUUUUUGGUCAUGUUCCUGGUCGGCUACCUCAUCAGUGCCAUCCUUAUCUGCGCCGAAUAUCUCCGACUCGGUAUCUUCUAUCGCUCACACCAUCGAGUUCUGUUUGCCAGUUUUGUCAUCAAGGCCUUUUUCGUGGUCGUGGAGAUUGGCCUCGCCAUUGCUUUUGGCGUUCUGGGACGCGAAGGUGGUCGGAAGAGAAAUGCGGCGGCCGUGCUGGAAUGGGUGAUUGCCCUUAUUUUCACCUUCUACGUUCUUUCCUUCGUGGUCGACUUGCUGCCCUCGGUGCGCACCCGCCGCCACGUUCCACAGGGCGAAAAGCGCAUCAAUAUGGCGGAGCCGUCGCCCGAACUCACCCACGAAGAGCCCCUGACGAUGGACUCCGCCGGUCCAAACGCCAAUAAUGUCAAUUACUACCGGGGCCAGCGCAUGUAA
Aspergillus steynii IBT 23096 is the source of this 822-nucleotide messenger RNA. Its product is annotated as Frag1/DRAM/Sfk1 family protein. Lineage: Eukaryota; Fungi; Ascomycota; Eurotiomycetes; Eurotiales; Aspergillaceae. The transcript is spliced from 5 exons. Gene Ontology annotation, cellular component: plasma membrane. The coding region runs from base 1 to 822 and encodes 273 amino acids. The record is from RefSeq and is a predicted model, not a curated record.